AUGGACACCAUUGCUUCUCACAGCAACGGCGUCAAAAACCUCGGACAGGGCAACGGAGGUCUCUCCGGCAACGGAAACGGUCUUGGCACGGAUAACGGCAACCAGAACGGAGUUUCGAACAGUGGCGCCGGAAACGGCCUUGCUGACGGAAACCUCAACCUUGGAGGCGCUCACAAUGGAAACCAGAACGGCGUUGACAAUGGCGGAUUCCUGAACGGCAUCGCUUCCGGCAACGGCAACUUUGCUGGCACCGGUAACGGCAGCGGAAACGGCCAGCACAACAACUGA
Messenger RNA from Pseudozyma flocculosa PF-1, 288 nucleotides. RefSeq lists its product as uncharacterized. Lineage: Eukaryota; Fungi; Basidiomycota; Ustilaginomycetes; Ustilaginales; Ustilaginaceae. The transcript is spliced from 5 exons. The record is from RefSeq and is a predicted model, not a curated record. Bases 1 to 288 code for a protein of 95 amino acids.